ACCCUAAUCCCAAUUUUAUAAGUUGCCUCCUCUUCCUUUAAUUUCUCCCUUGCCGCAGUUUCGCCGUUGCGCUCCUCAUCUGCAUCUCCAUCUCCAUCUUCGUCUUCGAUCCAGCAACAGCAGCGACAUGGGAAGAGUGCGGACAAAAACGGUGAAGAAGUCCUCUCGCCAAGUGAUCGAGAGGUACUAUUCUCGAAUGACCCUUGAUUUUCAUACUAACAAGAAAAUCCUUGAGGAGGUCGCCAUCAUCCCCUCGAAGCGCCUCCGCAACAAGAUCGCCGGAUUCUCCACCCACCUCAUGAAGCGGAUCCAAAAGGGCCCUGUUCGCGGAAUCUCUCUAAAGCUUCAAGAGGAAGAGCGGGAGCGCCGCAUGGACUUCGUGCCAGAUGAGUCGGCCAUCAAGACCGAUGUGAUUAAGGUUGAUAAGGAGACCAUAGACAUGCUGUCAGCGCUUGGAAUGGCUGAGCUUCCGGGUGUUGUUGAGACUGAGCCGGAGGUUGUGGCUCCGGCCAUGGUGUUCGGCCGCGGUGGUGCAGGCGGUGCCGGUGGAAGGAGGUACUGAGAACGUUGAGCCUUUGAUGAGCUGUUCGUUAAUGAGAAGGUGAGCAGUUUUUGUUUUGGUGUUGUUACUAGUAGUUUACUUUUGGAUUUGAACUGUGGAGAAAUGUUAGUCUGGUUGAUUUUAUGGGUAAUGUUUGGGACCCCAUUUGAAUGGGAUAUAAUUUAGCUCUCAAUAUGAUUUGGAUUCAAUUUCUUGGAUAUGCAUUUCUGGCUGAA
Vitis riparia (riverbank grape) is the source of this 777-nucleotide messenger RNA. RefSeq names its product 40S ribosomal protein S17-like. Gene Ontology annotation, cellular component: ribosome. Bases 128 to 562 code for a protein of 144 amino acids. Gene Ontology annotation, molecular function: structural constituent of ribosome. The transcript has 2 exons. NCBI's taxonomy places the organism in Eukaryota, Viridiplantae, Streptophyta, Magnoliopsida, Vitales, Vitaceae. Gene Ontology annotation, biological process: translation. The record is from RefSeq and is a predicted model, not a curated record.